Molecule: messenger RNA, 1044 nt
Organism: Balaenoptera musculus (blue whale)
Lineage: Eukaryota; Metazoa; Chordata; Mammalia; Artiodactyla; Balaenopteridae
Gene: LRRC69
Product: leucine rich repeat containing 69
Molecular function (GO): protein binding
Source: RefSeq, a predicted model, not a curated record
AUGGCUGAAAGGUUGUUAAUAAGAGCACUGACGGGUGGUAAAAGCACUAAAAUCGUUACCUUAAAUGGAAAGAACAUGACAAAGAUGCCCUCAAUGUUAGAAAAACUGCCUGGCUUGAAGACUCUAGACCUUCAGAAUAACCGAAUCCCCAAAGUGUGCCCAGAGAUAAGCACCUUGACCCAGUUGACAGCACUAAAUCUGGGAAACAACCUUUUAGAAGAAGUUCCAGAAGAGAUGAAAUACCUUACAUCCUUGAAGAAGCUCCAUUUAUUUGGAAAUAAGAUUCAUAGAUUUGCAUCUGGAGUAUGUGAUGGCUUACAAAAUUUGAUCCUGCUUAAUCUGAACAACAAUCAGCUUACAUGGAUUCCUCAAGAAAUCAGCAGAUUAAAAAGCCUUACAUAUCUGAGUAUAAAUCAUAACCGGCUAGCCAGCAUUCCUAGAGAACUUUGUUUCCUUGAGAAUCUUUCUGAACUUCAACUUAACUACAAUCAGCUCAUUUGCAUACCCAAAGAGAUGAAUUUCUUGAAGAAGCUCCAGAAGCUUCUUCUGGUCAGGAACAACAUAGAAUCUUUGCCAGAGGGACUUUGUGAUCUUUUCAACCUAAGAAUCCUAGACAUAGCUGGAAAUGUUAUUCAGAUGUUUCCACCAGGAUUUCAAGAUCUGAAGCUGAGGGAGUUCUACUGUGAGGGAAACCCACUGUUCCUGAAGCAGCCGGUUAAUGCUGUAAAACACGAGGACAUCUGGAGUCUACAGGAAAUAACAUCAAGAUUGAUAAUGAAUCAGCUAGCAGAAAAGAAUCCAUUCCUAAUGCAAGCCAUAGAAUGGUACCCACAGGUCAGGAACAUAAUCUCUCAGGGAAGAAAAUGUGCAAUAUGUGGAAAGUCCUUUUUAACCGUAUGGCUGGAAUGUGUUGAGUUUUUUCCUCCAUCAAAGAACUGGAAAAUAAGCAGAAAUCUACAGCUGGUACCACUUCGAAUAUUAAUUUGUUCUUACAAAUGUUUUAAUCAACGUGACCCUAAUCUCUUUGGAAUUGCUCAAGUGUAG